AUGCCGAACCUAUCACCGGCGACGACGGCCAACUGUGGGUUUACCUUCAACGAAGCCACCACGCUAUGGUGCUGCUGCUGCUCUGUUUCUGCCUUCUCUGUCUUAAUGCUUCCUGUCACUGUUCUUCACCUGUGCUGCCUCUUCUUGUCGUUCUUCUUCUUCCAUGGAGGGGAAAGCACGACCUUCACAUUCGUGAACAUGUGCGGGGAGAUGGUGUGGCCGGGAAUCCUCUCCAACGCCGGCAGCCCAGCGCUGAAGCUCACCGGCUUCGAACUCUCAAUCGGCGCUUCUCGAGCGGUCCAGGCUCCCAGCGGCUGGUCCGGUCGCUUCUGGGCCCGAACUGGUUGCUCUACUACCGGCGGUGAUAGAGGCUGGAGCUGCGCCACCGGUGACUGCGGUUCGGGCCAAGUGGAGUGCAACGGGGCGGGACCCGCCCUGCCGGCCACGCUAGCGGAGUUCACCCUCUCCUCCUCGACGGCGGGGCAGGAGCAGGACUUUUACGACGUCAGUCUGGUGGACGGCUACAACUCCCCGUUGCUGGUGGAGGCCAGUCGGUCAGGGUGCGCCACGGCGGGGUGCGCGGUGGACUUGAGCCAGCGUUGCCCGGCUGAGCUGCGACCGGUGGGACAAUCGAGGGCAUGCCGGAGCGCCUGCGACGCGUUCCGGAAGCCGGAAUACUGCUGCAGCGGGCCGUUCGCCAGCCCAGCCACCUGCCGACCCACCGCCUACUCGGAGGUGUUCAAGGCGGCGUGCCCUAAGUCGUACAGCUACGCAUUCGACGACCCGACCAGCACUUUUACCUGCGCCGGCGGCGCUGAUUACACCAUCACCUUCUGCCCUGACUCUGUGUCAACCUCGAAUUCAUCAAGUGAUGUUUCCUCGUCAUCUAAUUCCUCAUCAACGAGCUCGACGUCAAGUAGCAGUUCGACGUCGGUACCAAGACCGGCUGGUGGCGUGAUGCUGGCGGACGAAGCAUGGCUAGCGAGCUUGGCCACCGGCGACGCGAGCUCAUCGAGGAGGAGGCCGAGGCUCCCAUUAAUCUCGUGCUACUCAUUAAUUGUCGUCACUAUGGCAUGCUUUGGCGAGGUAGUAAUAUCUCAUCUUUGAGAGAAGGGAAGGGCCCAUGAUCAAAUUAAGUUCAUGUAAAGGAUGAUUUCGUAGUGGGAAAGAAAAGGCAAAUGUAAGUACUACUGGUUCGAUCAAGUGUAUGAUUUUACGCAUUUAAUUA
This is a messenger RNA of Zingiber officinale, 1228 nucleotides long. RefSeq names its product thaumatin-like protein 1. Bases 1 to 1107 code for a protein of 368 amino acids. Gene Ontology annotation, cellular component: extracellular region. The record is from RefSeq and is a predicted model, not a curated record. The transcript is spliced from 4 exons. Lineage: Eukaryota; Viridiplantae; Streptophyta; Magnoliopsida; Zingiberales; Zingiberaceae. Gene Ontology annotation, biological process: defense response.